Bufo gargarizans (Asiatic toad) is the source of this 533-nucleotide messenger RNA. RefSeq names its product NADH:ubiquinone oxidoreductase subunit S6 (gene NDUFS6). Gene Ontology annotation, biological process: mitochondrial electron transport, NADH to ubiquinone. Lineage: Eukaryota; Metazoa; Chordata; Amphibia; Anura; Bufonidae. The transcript is spliced from 4 exons. Bases 57 to 461 code for a protein of 134 amino acids. The record is from RefSeq and is a predicted model, not a curated record.
GAGUCCAAGUCACUUUAAGGCGGAGCUAACUGGGAAAAGUGGAGGUCACUGUUGACAUGGCGGCCUCCUGGUUGGUGCUGGGACGUGGUAUCGUAAGGAGUUACCGGAGCUCUUUUUUUGUUCCACGUUCCUUGGCAUGUGUAUUCGUACAUACUGGGAGACAGCUCAGCGCCGCUGUGUCGAGUACUGGGGAGAAGGUCACCCACAGCGGACAGGUUUUUGAUGAAGGUGACUACAGAAAAGUAAGAUUUGCUGGAAAGCAGAAGGAGGUAAACGAGCAGUUUGCUAUUAACUUGAUUGCAGAGCAGCCUGUGAAUGAAGCUGAAAGCAGAAUAGUAUCUUGUGAUGGUGGAGGUGGAGCUCUAGGUCACCCCAAAGUUUAUAUCAACUUGGACAAGGAAACCAAAACAGGAACUUGUGGAUAUUGUGGGCUACAAUUUCUGCAGAAGCAUCAUCAUUAGUCAUCAAUCAUUAAUGAACUGUCUAUUGCAUUUGUAAAAACCUUAGCUAUUAAACAUAUAGGAUUAAUCAGA